Molecule: messenger RNA, 2339 nt
Organism: Anopheles coustani
Lineage: Eukaryota; Metazoa; Arthropoda; Insecta; Diptera; Culicidae
Exons: 6
Coding region: 1-792 (263 amino acids)
Source: RefSeq, a predicted model, not a curated record
AUGACGAUCCUUGGCGAAGCAUCGGCGGCGGUGACGCUGUUGACGUCCGGCGGGCAGCAGCAGCAACAGUUACUCCGAUCGGCGUCUCCCGUGGACAACGGAACGCACGCCGAACUGUUAACAGCCGCUGGAGAAGGGAGUGACGUAGACAACGGAAACAUUCAAGAUCUUCUAAACGAUACCGAUUCCGAACUUUCCUCCCUAUCGCAUCUUGAUGCUCCCAACGAUGUCCUGUAUAUGGUAUGUGGAGUCGUCAUUGCCAUGCUCCUCGUGGGCCUCAUCAUAGUUUUAGUAGCAGUAACGAUCAGUAAGCUGAGAAAGCGGGAGGAAUCGUCGACGGUGAGCCCGACGGCCAGCAACGUCGAGGCGCCGCCACACCAUCACCACCAUAAUCACCACCAGCUUCAUCACAACGGAACAAGCCAUCCUCAGCAGCAGCAGCAGCAGUCGCAGCAGGCGCAUAACCAUAGCAGCAGUAAUCACAACCACCAUCACCACCAGCAGAGUAACGGUGGCAGCAGUCCGGAAACGGGCUACUCCGUGCCGACGCCAAUCGCCUUCCGCCAGAGCCCGUCCACUGUGUGGGUCUUUCCACCGCUACCACCGCAGCCGAACAUCUACAACGCCAGUAGUCAGGACGCGUUCGUACAUAACGAGAAGACCGGCUUCAAGGGACUGAAACGUCAGCUGUCCGGUCGGUUCAAGCGUCUGGUAUCGCGGAAAGCGCACGAACCUGCCCCAGUCAUACCGCCCGAGCUGAAGCCCCAGCUCAAGACGAUCUACGUGUAUUAAUCAUAAUGAUUUCCCUUUGGAUGAGGAAACCCACAACCCUCCGCCCCUGCUCGUGCCCUCCCAGCCCACGCACACCGUCAUAGUGUUAUUUUAGUGUCUGCAUAGAAAAUGCGCCCACAACUGCUUCAUCAGCAACAGCAGUAGAAGCAACCACACUAGGGAAAGGAGGAAAAACAAAAAAACUCUAUAGAGUCGCAGCAGGCUGAUGAGAGGCAAGAACGUGCGACAUCUGAUCCGCGAGGCUAUGUCGCUUUUUCCAAAUUAGAUUUCCAUUCCUCUACUUGAGCGCUCACGCUCGGUGCGGCGUACAUAUGUAUAUAAAUGUUUACUUUUUUCCCGUUUUUAACUGAUUGUAUUCACACCGCCCGCUCGGCUCAGUCUAACUCUUUUCCCUUUUGCGGAUCAAAUUUGUUGUGAAACGCAUGCCGCGUGUGUGUGUGUGUGUAGCGAAAGGGCAUACAAACCUACUUUCGAAACGUGGCCAAUUUUAAUACGCCACGGUUAAUACCCUUUUUGACGCCUACUAGGUUAGAGCCUCCGUAACGUUUAAUUUAAUUUAUUGUUUUUCCUUAAAUCUUGUUUCCUUUUCUAAUAAGUGCGACUUUAUUGCACCGUGGGUGUGGGGUGGAAAGGGCGCGUAACCGCCCAGUAUCCCCGUGUUCCGCACGGUGCAAAGGCAAAAGCAAAAUGGGGUGGAAAAAUUCAGCUGUUAGCUGACAGAACGUAGCCCCUGGUAGAGACGCUUGUGCAGAGAACCGACCACAUACUGACACUUUCAAAACACAAGAGCAGCGACCCGGAAUGGACACUUGGUCUUGGACUUGGUCUCAAGGACGCGUAGCGAGAAGUCUCAAGAAAGGAAACGAACUCGCGUGCCCCGUCAUCUCUUCCCCGGCUCGGGGUGCUGGAAACAAAAUCUCGUGAAGUGUGAAUUGAAUUGAUCGUGCAGAGCAACUACUCGGAAAACGGGGCACACACCACACCGCUUUCAUUCGUUCGGGGUGCUAAUCGUCUUGCCUAUCAUUCCAUGGCGCCGGAACAUUCCAUGACGGGCCGGCGCAGCCCUCUAUCAGUUAAAAGGCAAGGCGCAAGUAGUACCCCAGCUGGGUGGUUGGUGCCUGCUGCCCCGGACCGUAACCUGCACGAACCCGAUAAGACGAACAUUCCACCUUCCACGCACCGGCGAAAAGGGGAGGGAUGGCGCGGGAGAAGAGACCCUUGCACCUUGACCUGGAUGCGCAAAACGGGGCCGUUUUAUAGGCUUUUUGGCUGAGAUUUUGGCAAUCAUUUCUUUUCGAUUUCGGUAACGUUCCUUACGGCGCGAUAAUUGCCUUUUUUAAAUUGACGUCCAUGUUUGAUGGAGGAUGAGAAAAAAAACAUACAUUAUUAGAAGAAGACUGACACACAAAAUGAAAAAAAAAACCCAGGCAAGAGGUCGUUCGCGGUUGUUCGGCUGCACAAGUUGCGGGAAGGAUUUCAGGAAGCAAGGGAAAGAAGAAGAUUGUAUAGGAGCGGAUAGGAGGCGGUAGCGGCAAAACGCUAAAAAG